This is a messenger RNA of Arctia plantaginis, 2697 nucleotides long. The record is from the annotation of a GenBank genome assembly. Lineage: Eukaryota; Metazoa; Arthropoda; Insecta; Lepidoptera; Erebidae.
AUGGACUCUGAAUCAUCAUCAUCUGAUAGUCCUAGUCCAGAAGACACACCUAGUUCAAGUGCAGUCCCUAGUGUGGCUCCGAGUGUAGUUAGUAUGGCAAGCACUGCAACCACUGUAGGAGGCAGGGGGCGAAUGGCGGCUUUAUUACUGGCGAAGGCACAUGCAAAGCCUGGAGUUGUUCCUAUAAGUCCUGCGUCAGACGUGAGCCCAAGUCUAAAGGGUGCCGGCAGAGGACUUAAGCUUUUGCAGAAUCUGCAUGCUUCAAAAGCAGCUGGCGAUGUUGGAAAACCAGACAUGCAGCAGGUUACUACCCAGAUAGCCGAAUGUACAAUAUCUGAAUCUACUCCGAAGCCUACCCAGGCAUCAACUAAAGUGAAGAAAUACUUUAGAGAGGUUAAAGACACACCGCCUGUCGUGAGAAUGGGUGAAAGUGGGAAAAAAUUAGAUGUAACUGCCAAUUUUAUAUUCCUUAAUUUUGAAGAAAACAAUGUAUAUGAAUAUGAAGUAAGAUAUGACCCAGAUCAAGAUUAUAAACAUUUACGAUUUAAACUGCUUGGAGAACACAGUAAAUACUUCAAAGAGAAGACAUUUGAUGGAACUACGUUAUAUGUGCCACGUAAAUUGCCAGAUGAAGCUUUGAAUUUGGUUUCGACGAAUCCUUUUGAUAACAGUAAAGUCAGAAUUAAUAUUGUAUUCCGUAGAACCCGGCGCCUGAGUGAAAUGAUACAUAUUUACAAUGUGAUAUUCAAGUGUAUUAUGAAGGAUUUAAAUCUAGUCAGAUUUGGUCGCGAUCAUUUUAAUGAGCAUGCUGCAGUACAAAUACCACAACAUAAGCUAGAAGUUUGGCCUGGCUACGUGACGGCGGUGGACGAGUACGAGGGCGGGCUGAUGUUGACGCUGGACUCCACACACCGCGUGCUGCGCACUCAGUCGGUGCUGUCGUUCAUCAAGGAGACCGUCGCGGCCGAGGGCGCCAACUGGAAGCGCGCCAUCGCAGAGAGAUUGGUCGGCUGUUCCGUUAUGACCACUUACAAUAAGAAACUUUUUAGAGUAGACAGUGUUGAUGAUUCAAUGACACCGAAGUCGACGUUUGAAAAACUUGAGAAUGGCAAACCCGUCAAAAUUAGUUUUAUAGAUUAUUACAAAAAGAAUUACGGUAUCGAAAUUCGUGACUGGGAUCAGCCUCUUCUUAUAUCAAGAGAUACAAAACAUAUGCCAGGAUCUGAAAAGCCCACAGAUUUUAUGAUAUGCUUGAUUCCCGAACUUUGUCAAUUAACUGGUCUCACCGACGAUCAGCGUUCUAACUUUAGGCUUAUGAAAGACGUUGCUACUUACACAAGAAUAACGCCUAACCAACGUUAUUCAUCGUUUAAAAAGUACAUUCAAAGUGUGCUUAGCAACGAAACAGCUAAAAGUCGCCUCGCGGGCUGGGGACUGAGUAUCGCCCCGGAGACUGUCAACUUGACGGCGCGAACUAUAAUGCCGGAGACUCUGUACUUCGGGAACAACUGCAAAGUCCCAGGCAAGCCUAAUGCGGAGUGGAACGCUGAAGUAUCAAGAAAUGCAGUUAUGCAGGCUGUUGAUAUUGUCAAAUGGGUUCUUUUGCAUACUGAUAAAGAUAGACAAGUAGCUAAGGAUUUCCAAGAAACGUUAAGGCGUUGCUGUAACCCCAUGGGCAUAAGCGUAUCUCAACCAGACGUCGUUCGUUUACCAAACGAUCGUACGGACACGUACGUGAUGACUCUCAAAAAGCUAAUUACAUCUGGCAUACAACUUGUGGUCGCUAUUUGUCCAACGGCUAGAGACGAUCGUUAUGGUGCCAUAAAGAAGAUUUGUUGUGCAGAUAAUCCAGUCCCGUCACAGGUGAUAAACGCUCGUACAUUAAUGAAUCAGAACAAAGUGCGGGCCAUAACACAAAAGAUUCUGUUACAAAUAAACUGCAAGCUUGGAGGAACAUUGUGGAACAUUAAUAUUCCAUAUAAAACAGCUAUGGUCAUUGGUAUUGAUGCACAUCAUGAUGCUUCAAGGAAAAAGAAAAGUGUUUGCGGUUUUGUGGCAUCAUAUAACCAAUCAAUGACACAUUGGUACUCACGGGCGGUAUUUCAAGAACGAGGACAAGAGAUAGCAGACAGUCUAAAGGCUUGUCUAGUAGACGCUCUCAAGCACUACAUCAAGACCAACGGCAAACUACCAGAUAGAAUUAUCAUAUACAGGGAUGGCGUUGGUGACGGUCAAUUGAAAUUGCUCAGGGAUUACGAAAUUCCACAACUAAAAAUAAGUUUUAAAGUACUCGGCAACCAGUACCAGCCGUCACUUACGUACAUAGUGGUGCAGAAACGAAUAAAUACAAGGAUAUUUAUGAAAUCUUCUGGUGGAUUAGAAAACCCACCCCCUGGUACUGUUGUUGAUCACACGAUUACCAGACGCGAUUGGUACGACUUCCUAAUAGUAUCACAAAAAGUAAACCAAGGCACGGUAACGCCUACACACUACGUAGUUGUCCACGACGACAGUGAUAUGACACCGGAUCAGUGCCAGAGAUUCACUUACAAACUGUGCCAUUUGUAUUACAACUGGCCCGGUACCGUCAGGGUGCCAGCACCUUGCCAAUAUGCUCAUAAGUUGGCAUAUCUUGUAGGACAAAACUUACAUCAACAACCUUCGGAAGCACUGGCUGACAAACUUUUCUUCUUGUAG